Messenger RNA from Mercurialis annua (annual mercury), 2715 nucleotides. RefSeq names its product putative pentatricopeptide repeat-containing protein At4g17915. The transcript has 3 exons. Gene Ontology annotation, molecular function: protein binding. The coding region runs from base 486 to 1865 and encodes 459 amino acids. NCBI's taxonomy places the organism in Eukaryota, Viridiplantae, Streptophyta, Magnoliopsida, Malpighiales, Euphorbiaceae. The record is from RefSeq and is a predicted model, not a curated record.
UUAACUCCAUCUUCUUCAAACUCCUUUUCUUUUACCACUUCUUGUUAGUUAUCUAAUUCAAAAUUCCAUAAAAUUCCCAAUUCAAUUUUACAUCCCAAAUUCAUUUCAAUCCCCCCAAAACAAAACCCUAGAAUUUCAAUUCAAUUCAAAAAAUAGGGUUUCCAUGGAGGAGCUUCCUCUUCCAGCUCUGUUCGAGCAAGCUCAAAAGAUCCAUAUAACCGCCACGGAGUCCAGUGCUGAUCAGGUUUUUAAUCUCUAAUUCUCUUACCCUAAUUAUAUGCAGUUAUUAUAACACUGUUUUGCCGUGUCCAUGUUCGAGUAUCUCGUUUUUCAUGCCUGUGCUACCUACUUAGUAUCUCGUAGCACUCAAUUAAUAUUCACUUUCUCCAUGAUUCUUACUGUAAGUUUAAAUUAUGGUUUGAAGGAAGAAUGAUGUUGAGUGACUUGCCCAAUUGCUUCGUCAAGUCAGGUGUAUAUGCUGUAGAAUGGUUGGUAAGUUAUCGACUAAAUUACUGAACAUAAAUAUAGCAUCUCUUUGCAAGGUUAAGCAAUUGAACAGAGCAGAGUCGGUUAUUAUCGAUGGAAUAAGGUUAGGAGUUCUUCCGGAUGUUGUCACUUAUAAUACGCUCAUUGAUGCGUACUCUCGUCUUAUUGGUUUUGAUGCUGCGUAUUCGCUCAUUCAUAGAAUGCGAGAAGCUGGUAUAAAACCGGAUGUUGUUACUUAUAAUUGUUUGAUAGCGGGUGCUGCUAGAAACUGCUUGUUGUCGAAAUCUCUUGACUUGUUUAACGAAAUGCUUGAUAAGGGUAUCGCUCCUGAUGUUUGGAGUUUUAAUACUUUGAUGCAUUGCUUCUUCAAGCUAGGAAAUCCUGAAAAAGCAAACCAGGUUUUCGGGUAUAUUAUGGAUAAUAGUCUUCAUCAUAUAUUCCCAUGUCCAACUACUAUUAAUACUAUGAUUAAUGGUCUUUGUAAAAAUGGUUAUACUAGUCAUGCACUGAUGCUGUUCAGGAAUUUACAAAGAGUAUAUGGUUUUGUUCCACAAUUAGUCACUUACAAUAUUCUUAUCAAUGGGUUGUGUAAAAUUAGGAGAUUAAGUGCGGCAAGGAGAAUAUUUAAAGAGCUUGCGGCAUCAGGAUAUGUACCAAAUGUUAUAACUUAUACUACAGUUUUGAAAUGUUGUUUUAGGCUUAAACGGUUUGAACAGGGAUUUGAGAUAUUAGAAGAGAUGUUUGAAAAGGGUUAUACUUUUGAUGGUUUUGCAUACUGUACAGUUGUUGGUGCUUUAAUCAAGAGUGGUAGGACUAAAGAGGCAGCUGAAUAUAUGGAGUUGAUGAUAAAAAAGGGCAUUCAACAUGAUCUAGCAUCUUACAAUACUCUGAUUAAUAUGUAUUGUAGAGAAGGCAAUUUGGAUGGUUCGUACCGAUUGCUGGAUGAAAUGGAAAAAGAAGGUCUAGAAUGUGAUGAAUAUACUCACACAAUUUUGAUAAAUGGGCUGUGUAGGACAGGUAAUACUUCGGGUGCAAAACGUCAUUUGCAGCAUAUGAACAUGAUAGGUUUCAGUUCACCAUUGGUUGCUUCAAAUUGUAUGGUUGAUGCUUUAUGCAAAGAAGGUAGGAUCGAUCAAGCUUUAGAGAUGUUUAAAUCAAUGAAAACAAAGGAUUCAUUUACUUACACCUCCUUGGUUCACAAUCUUUGCAAGGCUAGAAGCUUCCGUCGUGCAUCCAAACUCUUGCUGUCUUGUUUAAAAAGGGGCUUGCGAAUAUUACCAUCAGCUAAACGGGCUGUUAUUGAUGGCCUUCGUUAUUCUGGUUUUCAUAAAGAAGCAAGGAAGCUUAAGUCAGAAAUGCAAUUCAUUGUACAUCAAUGAUUUUUUUGUUGGCCACUUAGAUGCAGUCUGGAGAAUAAUUUGCUGGAGAAAUUCAGUAAAUCUGGUAAUCGUUCUUUUUGGUUUGAAGCUUGCCAGCACUGUGCCAAAUAUAACGCCCCAUGUUGUUAUCUACCAUGAUGUUUUCUGCUCUGUCACGAUGCGAAUUCAGGAUACAAGACUCAGGAACCUAUCCAAGGCUAAUUUUUAAUUGCGGUGGGCCACUUUUCUCCAAUUGCAGAUUAUUGGUUUUGGCGGCAGAAACGAAGAAUACAAUUCAAGUUGGUGCUGAAGCUUCCAUCUGACAUUUGGAAAUGUUCUUGUGCAAGACUCAUUUUGCAUUACCUCGUGGUCGAAAUUGCGACUUUUUAUAUGAUUCAAGCUGCAUGGUAUUUUGAUGUUUACCUAAAAAAAUUGGUAGAUAUAUCUAGACUUUUUUCCAGGCUUGGUCGAAGUCAGUUGGCAUUACUCGAUUUUACACCCCUAUUUAUGCUAGCUAACAAUUUAAUCUGCAAAAUGGCUCAGAAGUUCAGAGUCGCUCACCGGCCGAGUUGGUACAAGCAGUAGUCAAAAUGGUAGAGGAGACAACUUUCUUGUCUUCGUUUUACAACAGCAAAAUGUACUUGCGCAAACUCCGCCAAAUUAAUGAAAUUUGUACAGACAACAUUAAAAGAUCUCCAAGACGGGACUAUAUGUUUGGUGUUUUAGGUAUGUAAAUUGGCAGUCAGCUCCGGGAAAUAAUGUUGGAAUUAAAUCUACUCUUAUACGAUCAUUAAAUCUUAUAGAACAAUAUCUUCCAGAUGUUGCAAUUCAAAUUAACUGUAUCAGAUUACAAAGUUUUGUUUGGUAUAAA